AUGCGUCGCCCCAGCGGGUGCCCCACGGCCCAGCUCUGCAUCCCCCCCCCCGCCGUCCUGGUGAGGAGCUGCCCCGUGAAAACCCGCCCGGAUCCCCGCGGCACCGCCUGCAGCUUCCAGCAGGGCUUCUGUUUGCCUCCCCGCGGCAAUCCCCGCGGGAAUCCCCCCCCCUGCUGCUACACCGGAGUGCCCCUGGGCAGCACCACCUUCGUGAAGCUGGGCGGGCUGGGGCUGGCACAGCCCGCUGUGGAUCCCUGCUGCCAGGAGGUGAACAAGUGCACCACCACAUGUGUGGAUCCCUGCUGCCAGGAGGUGACCAAAUGCACCACCACGUGUGUGGAUCCCUGCUGCCAGGAGGUGACCAAAUGCACCACAACACGUGUGGAUCCCUGCUGCCAGGAGGUGACCAAAUGCACCACCACGUGUGUGGAUCCCUGCUGCAAGGAGGUGACCAAGUGCACCACCACGUGCCAAGAUCCCUGUUGCAAGGAGGUGACUAAAUGCACCACCACGUGCCAAGAUCCCUGCUGCAAGGAAGUGACCAAGUGUGUCACCACGUGCCAAGAUCCCUGCUGCCAGGAGGUGACCAAAUGCACCACCACGUGCCAGGAUUCCUGUUGUAAAGAAGUAACCAAAUGCACCACGACCUGUGUGGAUCCCUGCUGCCAGGAGGUGACCAAGUGUGUCACCACGUGCCAAGAUCCGUGUUGCAAGGAGGUGACCAAGUGCACCACCACGUGCCAGGAUCCCUGCUGUGUGACCAGAUGUGCCACCACGUGCCAAGAUUCAUGUUGUAAGGAAGUAACCAAGUGCACCACCACAUGCCAGGAUCCCUGUUGCAAGGAGGUGACCAAGUGCAUCACCACGUGCCAAGAUCCGUGUUGCAAGGAGGUGACCAAGUGCACCACAACCUGUGUGGAUCCCUGCUGUCAAGAAGUGACCAAGUGUGUCACCACGUGCCAGGAUCCAUGUUGCAAGGAGGUGACCAGAUGUACCACCACGUGCCAAGAUCCCUGUUGUGUGACCAAAUGCACCACCACGUGUGUGGAUCCCUGCUGCCAGGAGGUGACCAAGUGCAUCACCACGUGCCAAGAUCCCUGUUGCAAGGAAGUGACCAGCUGUACCACCACGUGCCAAGACCCCUGCUGCCAGGAAGUAACCAAGUGCACCACCACAUGUCAGGAUCCCUGUUGUCAGGAGGUCACCAAGUGCAUCACCACGUGCCAAGACCCCUGCUGCCAGGAGGUGACCAAGUGUGUCACCACUUGUCAAGACCCCUGUUGCCAGGAGGUGACCAAAUGCACCACCACCUGUGUGGAUCCCUGCUGUCAGGAGGUGACCAAGUGUGUGGAUCCCUGCUGUGAGAGGGUGACCAAGUGCAGCACGAGGUGUGUGGAUCCCUGCUGUGAGAGGGUGACCAAGUGCAUCACCACGUGUGUGGAUCCCUGUUGCCAGGAGGUGACCAAGUGCAUCACCAGAUGUCAAGAUCCAUGUUGUCAAGAGGUGACCAAGUGCAUCACCACAUGCCAAGAUCCCUGCUGCCAGGAGGUGACCAAAUCCAUCACCAGGUGUGUGGAUCCCUGCUGUCAGGAUGUGACCAAGUGCACCACAACCUGUGUGGAUCCCUGCUGUCAGGAUGUGACCAAGUGCACCACAACCUGUGUGGAUCCCUGCUGCCAGGAUGUGACCAAGUGCACCACCAGAUGUGUGGAUCCCUGCUGCCAGGAGGUGACCAAGUGCAUCACCACAUGCCAAGAUCCCUGCUGCCAGGAGGUGACCAAAUGCACCACCACGUGCCAGGAUCCCUGCUGCCAGGAGGUGACCAAAUCUGUCACCAGGUGUGUGGAUCCCUGCUGCCAGGAGGUGACCAAGUGCACCACCAGGUGCCAGGAUCCCUGUUGCAAAGAGGUGACCAAAUGCACCACCACGUGCCAGGAUCCCUGCUGCGUGCCCAGCUGUGCCCCCAGGUGUGUGGAUCCCUGCCGUGGGGGCGUCCAGGCCGUCACCAAGUGCGUGGAGUCCUGUCCCACCCCCUGUGUCACCCAGGUGUCCUGUCCCACCUCCUGUGCCACCCAGGAGUCCUGUGCCACCCCCUGUGCCACCCAGGAGUCCUGUCCUACCCCCUGUGCCACCCAGGUGUCCUGUGCCACCCAGGCCUGCCCCGCCUGUGGCCGGCGCUGCCCCCUCCGCUCCCGCAAAUUCCGGGGGCUCUGA
Molecule: messenger RNA, 2214 nt
Organism: Pseudopipra pipra
Lineage: Eukaryota; Metazoa; Chordata; Aves; Passeriformes; Pipridae
Product: keratin-associated protein 10-4-like
Exons: 5
Coding region: 1-2214 (737 amino acids)
Source: RefSeq, a predicted model, not a curated record